GCUAUGGAAAGAUGUGAUCAGAGCCGUCGAAAGAAGGCUUUUCCUGGCUGCACUAUUCCGUAGUAAAACAACUUAAAAUUUGCGGAGUAUCCAGCCUUUUGUUUUGAAAACAUUUCUUUAUACUGAAUCUGAAGAGUUUGUGAGUUUAAAAUGCUCCGGUUGUAGAGCACGUACGGUUUUCUCGGCGGUUUUACCUCGAGGUCCACGAUGUCCAAGCGCCGUGCGUCAGAGAGGGGAGCAGGGGAAUCGUCCGGCCGGGCCAGCAAGCUACUGUGCACGGGCAUAGCAGGCAGCAACGCCAAGCGAGCCGGCCCGUUUGUACUGGGACCGCGACUGGGGAACUCACCAGUGCCCAGCAUAGUCCAGUGUUUGGCCAGGAAGGACGGAACAGAUGACUUCUAUCAGCUCAAAAUCCUGACGCUGGAGGAGCGUGUGGACGGGGCAGGGGAGACGCAGGAGGAGCGGCAGGGCAAGAUGCUGCUGCACACCGAGUACUCGCUGCUGUCCCUGCUGCACAACCAGGACGGAGUGGUGCACCAUCACGGCCUGUUCCAGGACCGUGCGUACGAGAUGGUGGAGGAGGGCACCGUUGGCAGCGGCGGUGGCGAGGCGAGCCGCGUGCGGCGCAUGAAGAAGCGCAUCUGCCUGGUGCUGGACUGCCUGUGCGCGCACGACUUCAGCGACAAGACGGCCGAGCUCAUCAACCUGCAGCACUACGUCAUCAAGGAGAAGCGGCUGAGCGAGCGCGAGGCCAUCGUCAUCUUCUACGACGUGGUGCGCGUGGUGGAGGCCCUGCACAAGAAGAACAUUGUGCACCGUGACCUGAAGCUGGGCAACAUGGUGCUGAACAAGAGGACUCAUCGGAUCACCAUCACCAACUUUUGUCUGGGCAAGCAUCUGGUGAGCGAGGAGGACCUGCUGAAGGACCAGAGAGGCAGCCCUGCCUACAUCAGUCCUGACGUGCUGAGCGGCCGGCCGUACCGUGGGAAGCCCAGUGAUCUGUGGGCCCUGGGCGUAGUGCUGUUCACCAUGCUGUAUGGCCAGUUCCCCUUCUACGACAGCAUACCUCAGGAGCUCUUCCGCAAGAUCAAGGCUGCAGAGUACUCCAUUCCAGAGGAUGGCCGUGUGUCUGAGAGUACGGUGUGUCUGAUCCGUAAGCUGCUGGUGCUGGACCCCCAGCAGAGGCUGACGGCGUCCGAGGUGCUGGAGUCGCUCAGCACCAUCAUCGCCUCCUGGCAAUCGGUGUCUGCGCUGAGCGGACCUCUGCAGGUGGUGCCGGAUAUUGACGACCAGGUGAACCACCCGGAGCAUUUGCAGGAGGUGAGCGCCCUGGGACAGGCGAAGGUGACGGAGGAGUCGUCGCAGUACGAGUUUGAGAACUACAUGCGGCAGCAGCUGCUGCUGGCCGAGGAGAAGAACACUAUCCACGAGGCCAAGAGCUUCCUGAGCCAGCGGCAGUUCGGCAGCGUGCCGCCCGUGCGACGCCUGGGCCAGGACGCCCAGCCCGUCAGCCCCCUGGACGCCGCCCUGCUGGCCCAGCGCUACCUGCGCAAGUAGCCCCUGCCACACUGCCCCCUGCCCUCUGCCCUCUGCCCUCGCCCUCGCCCUCCCCAACUCCUCUCCUCUCCUCCUGGUCUGCUCUCCUGGGAAGAUGGAGGAGGUGGGCAACAGGGGGGAGGGUCGGGUUGGGUUGGAUCAUGGGUGAAUGGGCUGCUGUUAAGUGGCCAGGGGGCUCCAGAGAACUACACAUGCCAUUGGCUUUCAAAAGCAGCCCUUGCCCUGAGAGAAGGUGGGGAGGGGAAGAGGAAGAGGAAGAGGAAGAGGAAGAGAAGGAGAGCGAAAUGGAGGAGACCCGGCGUGGCUUGCGGUGUCGAGAGGAGGGAAGGGACUUGUUGAAAGAUCCCUCCGGCACGACAGCCGCAAUGUCCUCCCUACUUCACAGCUUCCUCAUCUCUCCUCUCCUCUCCUCUCCAUGCUCUUUACUGAGCAAAGCAGGUCUGGGCUCUGUCCUCAGUAGUAGGCCUUUCAUCAUGGAUGGUUACCAAGCCCACCCCACCCCACCCUCGAUCUGUGAACUCUUUCAGCAAUACAGGAAUGGAAUCAUGUAGCAGCCCUCCCACCCUCAUCUUCCGCCUUGUCCCCCCCGCCCAGCACUUUUCCACAGAAUCGCCUCGGACCCUGAGUUCACUUGACCAUGGACGUGACACCUUCUCACUAGACUUCACACACACACGCACACACACACAUAUACACACACACACUCACUCACUCACUCACUCUCAUUCUAUCUCUCUCUCCAUCUCUCUCUCUCUCUCUCCUUCUCUCUCUCCCCUCUCUCAUUCUCUCUCUCUCUCUCUCUCUCUCUCUCUCAUUCUCUCUCAUUCUCUCUCCUUUUAACCAAAACCAGUUGGCCUGUGUCGGGCCGGUCCGGUAUGUAUCCGUGACGACCGACGCAGGUCCUCUCCUCAUCUGCACACACUCGGACUGUUCCGACCCGUAUCUACAACGGUGAAUCUACCUCUAGCAUCUUCUUUUGUCUUCUCUGUUUUGUCUUGUUGUGUUAAGUAUUUACUGCUCAGUGAGUCUCAGCUGUGGAGAUGGCUCAAGCACAGGAAAAGAGCAUUAUUGUCAUUAUUGGUGCGUAAUUGUUGUCAAAAAGAAAUGACAGCCUUUUGAAUAAGCUCUCCUCCCCCCUCCUCUGAUAAAGUAGCAGUUUUUUUGUAGAUCUCUAUGAUUUGAGAAUGGUGAAAGACCAUUUGGGUGGUUAAGUCCAAAUUGAUAUUGUAUGGCAGGAAUGCCCUAACCCAUUCUCAAACACUCCUAGAAUCACAAGGAAGUUCAGAUGUUUGGAGGUGUAAUUUCCCCUCUCUGAGUGGAUGUCUCUCAAAUCGAAUCUUUUGCAGUGUUUCUCCGGCUGCCUCGAGUCUUCUGAAGAUGCUCAAAUCUUCCUCCAGAGUCAUGUAUUUUGAAUAUAUGAUUUAAAAAAAAAGAAAAAUAAUUGAAGACUUGGAAUCGGAGCAUAAAAUGGAUAAAGAAAAACCAAUGAAGAACUGAACCAGAUAAUUUUCCAGAUGAGGCGUACUAGCUCCCAAAAACAAACAUAACCACUCUUCACACUUAUUGUUUGGUUUUUUUUUACUUUUAAAAAGGUUUAUGUGGAGGGCAACCCUGCCACUCGUCAGAUGCCAAAAGUGGCUUCAGUGCUGUCUGUGGCAAGUGAUUUGGCUCUCUUUAAGCUUCUUGCAUCUCAAUCAUGUAUCUUGAAACUUACCAUAAAUUUCCAGACUCCUGUCCAGAAGAAUAUUUGAGACUAUUCCUUGUGGACGUAGAUUACUGGAGUAGCCCAAGUAACGCAGUAAAGCCGUAAGGGGGGGUUCUGAAAAAGCAGUCCUCCCAGCAGUCGUACUCUGCUUAAUGCUCAACGCUCAAAGCUCUAGGGUGGAGGAGCUUGUGACAGCUGGGUUUACCCAGACCCAGGCCAACAGUUGCUUUCCUUGCUGCAGUUGCUGCAGCACAGUGCGUCUUCAUGCACCAUCAGCAACUGAAGGGUUCUGUCUGUCUGUCUGUCUGUCUGUCUGUCUGUAUGUCUGUCUGUCUCUCUGUCUGUGUGUGUGUUCACUCCUCCGAGCUGGUGCCACUGGGCCUGAGUGUUAUCCUGCAGUACUGUAGCUAAGGUUCUCUGCCGAACGCCUUUUUUGUUUGUUUAUUUUCAGUUUUUUUUGCAUUAGCCGAGUUCCUGACAGAGUAACCUGUCCACUAACAGCCUAAGUAUAAAAGUUCUAAGUGUUUGCUUGGUCUAUUUUGAUUUCCUCCAUGCUAUUCAAUAUCCUGCUUUAUUUAUUCCACCAUGUAUGAUGUAGUUAUCUUUUUUCCUCUCUCCUUAAGGCAAUGCAAUGUGUCUCACAUCUAGAUGUGUCAGCAUUUUUCCCCCCUGUUGUUAUUGUUAUGUAAACCAUUGCUGUGAUCUUUCUGUAUCGGUUUUUAGCUAUCUUCAGUGAAGGUUUUUUUGUUUGUUUGUUUUUAUUUUUGUUUUUUAAUGGGUGGGAUGGACGUGGGGAUGUCUGAAAUAAUUGUUGCCACAUGUUCCUGAUUAAGCUACACUAAUAACGAGACUGACUGUGCAUAGCUCUAUUUUUAAGUAAGUUUAAAGAAAAAAAAAGAAGAAAAAAAAAGAAUCGCACAUGUAGAUUUGAUUUAUAGCCGUGAUUUUUAAGUAUGUUGACCGUGCAAGAUCCAUGCAGUGCUACACACCUCAGGCCAGUGUGUCAAGCCCCCAUCUCAUUGGCUUCGACGUGCGUGUAGAGCUUCAACAACUGUGUGACUCCAGUGAGCUGCCACCCUGCAGUACAAUGCCAACGCUAUGUUUUUGAUUUUUUUUUUUUGUCCACUUGCGAAAGAAGAUUGAUUUUCAUUUUAAGUCGUGUCACCACCAUAAGGGAACGGGGAGGGUAAAGGAAAGCAUUAGUUUUGUCUCCCACAUCAAUGUGAAUUCUUUUGACGUGAAAAAAAGCUGUGUUGUCGCGUGCUAGAUAGUGUCAGUGAAACCGUUAGAGAAGGCUUUCGUGACCACCAAGGCUCUCUUAGCUGGAUUAGCUGGUAUCUUGCCACACUUGUCCCCAACCGCUUUUUAAAGUGAGUGAGCGUGCAGUGACCAUCACAGCUCUCUCAUAUAGACUCAAUCUGUAGGUUUCCUGGGUAAAAAAAAAAGAAAACAUCAGUGGUGUUUUUUUUAAGUGUGUUGCCUGUUCUUGUAGCCGCGUAGAAAGACGUGUCCACGACAAAAAUCACUGUCCGAGAUGAGCUGAAACGUGCUCUUUGCUUGUAGCUGGUUUUCAUGUGGUUGUUAUAAUUGGAGUCCGACUUCAGAACCGAGUUGAUGCAUGAUCAGUGUAUAAAUUUGUGGAGCUACAUGUAGAAGAUGUGCUUUUUUUGCAUGAUGGGUUUUUGAAAGGUUUGCCACACAACCAUGACAUUGGAAUGAGGCCAGAAAUUUAAAAAGGUAAUUGUUUUCCAAAUUGAAUUAUGGGUCAAGUAGAUAAUAGCACUAUGAGGAAAAAGUCCACAAGAACCAUACUGUGAGAAAGUGAAUAUUUUUUUUGUUUUUCAUGUGGUAGAACCUAAUAUCUAAUUUGCGUAAUACUAAAACUGGAAAUAGAUCUUGUCAUUGGUGGAAAUGUGGUGGAAAUUGGUCUAAAAUCUGCAAGUUUGGUGUUGUAAGCUGCUUGGUUGGUUGGGUAUCUAUCUAAAAGACAAACUGGGUAAUUGUACAGAGAUGAAAACAAAUUUGUAUAAAAGACAAAUUAUUUAGAUAUUUUUGUACUUCAUCAGAUCUCUACAUGCAUGUCAGCAAUAAACUUUGAUAUGGAA
Messenger RNA from Sardina pilchardus (European sardine), 5367 nucleotides. It is a transcript of the gene stk40, whose product is annotated as serine/threonine kinase 40. Bases 208 to 1557 code for a protein of 449 amino acids. The record is from RefSeq and is a predicted model, not a curated record. Gene Ontology annotation, molecular function: protein kinase activity; ATP binding. The transcript is spliced from 11 exons. NCBI's taxonomy places the organism in Eukaryota, Metazoa, Chordata, Actinopteri, Clupeiformes, Clupeidae. Gene Ontology annotation, biological process: protein phosphorylation.